This is a messenger RNA of Trypanosoma conorhini, 1167 nucleotides long. RefSeq lists its product as uncharacterized. Lineage: Eukaryota; Euglenozoa; Kinetoplastea; Trypanosomatida; Trypanosomatidae. The transcript has a single exon. The record is from RefSeq and is a predicted model, not a curated record. Bases 1 to 1167 code for a protein of 388 amino acids.
AUGGCUGGCCGUGCGCUGUUGGUGUGCGCCCUCUGCGUGCUGUGCUGCGCCGCCGGCGGGGGCCGGGCGUGGACUAUGGACUACUGCAAUGAUGAUAACUGGACAUAUUUGAAGGCGGUGAACUCCAGCAAAACUUACAAGGAGCUCCUGCAAGAGUUCUGCGGUACAAAGGCGGAUUUCAUGCAGAAGGUGAUGGCCAAGGCGGAGGAAAAGGACGGGGCUGUGGGUUCGGGGCGGGGCGCUGGGGGAGGUGGCGGGGCUGGAGGGAGCCACAGUGGCGGUGCGCUGCCGUCGGGCCCUGGCAGCGACGGACACACCGCCGGCCAGAAAGAAAAGGGCCAGCAGGCAGCAGCAGGGGACGACAGCGAGCAUGCGGCAGAAGACUCAGCUUUGGGGGCGCAGGGAGUCCCAAAGGUGGCAGAAACAUCAGAGCCGGGGGGAGUCUUAAAGCCGUCACCUUCAGCGAAGCGAGAAGCGCCAGGGACGCCCCCACAGAAAGACGACUUAACGCCAGUUGACGCCAGUGAAGGAAGCAGGGCAGGGGAAGACGGGCAGCUGAAUAACGUGGCAGGCACUCCUGAUCCCAGCCAGCAGCAGCGUGAGGGAGAGACGCAGAGUGACCCGGGAGUAACACAAGCAACACCAGAAGCAGCGGCUUCACCGACAGCCUCGAAAAAUGGACUUUUGCAAGGCACCAAAAGCGCCACGGAUUCCGAUGCUGCAGGGAACCCAGACGGCCAACAGGAGGUUGCUGCCGCAAGUGCAGCGGCGGGCACAGCAAAUGAGCCGGCAGCAACAGCGGAGUCCACCGCCACUGAUGCAAGGAGCACGGCGACUACGACUGACGGUGACAGCGGCAGCGGCCCCGCAGCGCAGCCGCAGCCGGGGAGUUCCGUGGCGGCAACCGAGGCUGGCCAGCAAGAACAAAAGGAGCAGCCCGCAGUGCCCACCUCCAAGCCGGAAAACGAAAUGAGUGGCGGCGGCGAAGGACAAGCUGUUCAGCCGGCGGAGGGGGCGGCUGCUCAAGCGCCGACCCCCAACGCGUCUAACACUGCGAAUGCAACUGGCGGCGACGGCAGUAGCGCCGCGGCCGCACACUCCGCCUCCCCCCUUGCGCUGCUGCUUCUGCUUGCGUGUGCGGCUGCCGCUGCGAUGCUGGCCGCGUGA